UCCUUGGUGUAUUUUAGUAAUCAUUUAUUUCCAAAAUUUACAAUUGUUUUAUCUCAAGAAACAUACCAAAAUGGAUCAUACCAAAAGAGAGACAACAUAGACAAACAUAAUGUAACUUACUUCUUUUGCUUAUUAGUCAUUUUCUAUUCCCCCUAAGUCUUGAUUUUUGGUACAGGAUUUUCAAUGGUCUCUGAGUAUGUAAAUGCUAAAUUCAAGAAAUUAAAAGAAUGGAAGUGGGGCGAGGUUUUAUGUGAUCCAACCUGGGAAGUAAGCAGAGCUGCAGGUUGCAGGUCUUGCUGCCACCCCUCACUCCUCCCCAAGGUCUUGCUUCCCCUGUUCCCCCUCUGCCCCAUCUGACACACUACCCAUCCCAGCUCCUCGAGGUCUUCCCUCCUCCCUUCCCCCUCAGCCCCACUUGAUGUACUCAUGUAAUUGUUCAACAUGGGUCAUUCUGAUUUGUCAAUGUGGGUCAUUCUGAUUGGUCUGUGACAGUGACAUCAUGGGCAGGAACUGUAUGAAUAUGGGGGCAGAGGACAUUUUUAUCAUUCUAGGCCUGACUUCAUUUGUCAUAGCUAUCCUGCUGCCACUAUAGCAACUAAGUCCUGCCACCUCAGAACCCCUUGCUGCUACUUGUCAAGGUACUCGGCUGUCAUGAGGAAUCUUGACUUCAACCUUGAUAAACCUCAGAUCAUCAAUCUCAGGAUAGAGCCUGAGAUGGCUGAGGAAUGCCUCGGAUUCUCAACUCUGUUUUAUUUCGAGACCACAUUUAGUCGAGGAGAGGUGAGGGAGGCUCUCGACUUCUCAGCCACUCCUGAAUGUUCCACCGAUCUGCCCAACAUCAGAGACUCUGACUGGAACAUGGAGGACUCUGACAUGAUGGCAAGGGAAAUAAAUUGGUGUGUUGAGCAUAGGCCAGUCACUCUAUAUUUGCACACGAAUGCUUGGGUGAACAUGACUGCUGAGGAGCUGCAGCCGUUCAUUGGCCUCCACCUGCUGGGGUUCGACAUCUUGCACUCCCACUUACACUUCUCGGACAGCAAGGACCCCUGGUAUGCCACAGACUGUCUAUGGAAGUUGAUGGCAGUGCUGGAUGUCUUUGACAUGUCCUUCAAGAUAGUUUAUGUCCUGGUAAAGAAGUUGUGAAUUGC
Penaeus chinensis is the source of this 1148-nucleotide messenger RNA. RefSeq lists its product as uncharacterized. Lineage: Eukaryota; Metazoa; Arthropoda; Malacostraca; Decapoda; Penaeidae. The transcript is spliced from 2 exons. The record is from RefSeq and is a predicted model, not a curated record. Bases 652 to 1143 code for a protein of 163 amino acids.